CUUGAGCUUGUCAAAAAACACAAUGUCAACACUUCACCAUACAUAAGCAACACACGACAAUUAAUUGAAACCCAAACUUGAUACCAGACCGCUAUAUUUGUAUAUUCCCACAUAUACAUAUUUCAAUCCGAACUUAAAUUCGCAUAACACUGCGCGGGGCAGUGGCUACCGCAUAAUGUCAUCCUCAAAUACCCCCGCAUCUUCCUCUGUCGACAUAACAACCCUCUCCGUCCCACAACUUCGCAGUCUGCAGACACGGCUGAGUUCCGAAUUGGAACACCUCACCAACUCACACGCGAAACUGCGCUCCGCACAAUCCAAAUUCCGAGACUGCGUACGAACAAUCAACGAUGGUAUUGUCGGACGAAAGGAUGCUCCUGGGGCGGGCGGCGAUAGCAUUCUUGUCCCAUUGACAAGUUCGUUGUAUGUGAAAGGCAAAUUGACAGAACGAGAAAAGGUCAUUGUGGAUGUGGGAACAGGGUUCUAUGUGGAAAAAACAACUGCGAAGGCUACUGAAUUCUACGAUGCGAAAGUGAAAGAUUUAGAAGCGAACAUCACAGAUCUGGAAAAAAUAGUGCAAGGAAAGAGUGCAAACCUGAGGGUGAUCGAAGAUGCCCUUCGACAAAAAGUUUUGAGUGGUGAAGCUGUCACAAGCUCCGCUAGUUAAUAGCAUGCUCUAGGAAUCAAUCGGACAAACCGAUCAUCAAACUUGGCGUUGAAUCAAGGGAAAGGAACAAAACAGAACCGCAUCCUCCAAAUUCUCAUAGACAAUCUAACCAGCCGAAUCCUAAAGUUGGGUAUGAAUUAGUUUUCCCUACGGAUGAAGAAUGGCAAACGUGCGGUUUUUUUCCA
Talaromyces proteolyticus is the source of this 852-nucleotide messenger RNA. Its product is annotated as putative prefoldin subunit 5. Lineage: Eukaryota; Fungi; Ascomycota; Eurotiomycetes; Eurotiales; Trichocomaceae. Bases 176 to 667 code for a protein of 163 amino acids. The transcript is spliced from 4 exons. Gene Ontology annotation, cellular component: cytoplasm; prefoldin complex. Gene Ontology annotation, biological process: regulation of DNA-templated transcription; protein folding. The record is from RefSeq and is a predicted model, not a curated record.